AUGCCCCACUCUGGGCGGGGGCUUCCCUCACCUGGUGCCCAGCGGAAGGUGCCCACACUUGGUGAGGGGCUGGAGGGCACCAGCGGGGAGGGGGGCCACCUGAACACCCGCCUCUGGCUCCCGAGUGCCUCUGUGGGGACCUACCCAGCGGCGACCCGACCACCGCCCCAGCACAGGUGCCCUCUUGGGACACCCCAGCCCCCUUCUUUUUGUUUCUGUAAAAAUAACCAAAAGCAUUUAAAUGUGUUACCUUCUUUUACACAUACAGACUCCAAAAACAAAAACCAACACAAAUCUUUAUUUUUUUGA
Rangifer tarandus platyrhynchus (Svalbard reindeer) is the source of this 309-nucleotide messenger RNA. The record is from the annotation of a GenBank genome assembly. NCBI's taxonomy places the organism in Eukaryota, Metazoa, Chordata, Mammalia, Artiodactyla, Cervidae.